Macroventuria anomochaeta is the source of this 2118-nucleotide messenger RNA. Its product is annotated as 5-aminolevulinate synthase-like protein. The record is from RefSeq and is a predicted model, not a curated record. Gene Ontology annotation, biological process: heme biosynthetic process. Gene Ontology annotation, molecular function: 5-aminolevulinate synthase activity; pyridoxal phosphate binding. Bases 97 to 1953 code for a protein of 618 amino acids. The transcript is spliced from 2 exons. Gene Ontology annotation, cellular component: mitochondrion. Lineage: Eukaryota; Fungi; Ascomycota; Dothideomycetes; Pleosporales; Didymellaceae.
UUUCCUCUUUUCCUUUCUCACUUUCACAGUGACACCUCCACGCACCUGACAUACCCGUUCAUCCCCAAAUUUUGCCUUCUCGGACCAUUGACCAUCAUGGAGGCCCUUCUCCGUCAGUCGAGGACCAUGUGCCCGUUCCUUCAUAAGACGUCCCCCGCCACACUUCGCUCGCUCUCCACUACCGCCGCCAGCCACGAUGUCUCCCCCGGUGCUGGAAGCAUGUCGAGCCUCCAGGUGCUCGGCAAGCGCUGCCCCAUCAUGGGAAAGGCACUUGCCGUCCAGAGCGCUCGUACCGGCAACAGCGCCCUCGCUGGUGCUUUCGGUGGAGUGCGCGCCUACCACACCCGUGUCAACCGCGCCAAGUUGCAUACGACUGCGCACAAGGAGGCUCACGUUGAGACUGAGCGUGUUCGUGGCCAGCAAGGCUCGAUCCCCUUCCCUCCUGCAGCGCAGAAGCUAGCGACCGACAGACCUGCAAAUGUCGGCAAGGCUCAGGGUGCUAAGGCCGCACACUUCAAUUACGAGGCGUACUACCAGAGCGAAUUAGACAAGAAGCACAAGGACAAAUCAUACCGCUAUUUCAACAACAUCAACCGACUGGCCAAGGAAUUCCCUCGCGCUCACAAGGAAUCGCUGGAGGACAAGGUCACCGUAUGGUGCUCGAAUGACUACCUCGGCAUGGGCCGUAACCCGGCCGUGCUGAAGUCGAUGCACGAGACCUUGGACAACUACGGAGCUGGCGCUGGAGGUACCAGAAACAUUUCCGGUCACAACCAGCAUGCGGUGGGGUUGGAAGACACCAUUGCGAAGCUGCACUCGAAGGAGGCUGCUCUAGUUUUCUCUUCGUGCUAUGUCGCGAACGACACCACUCUUGCAACCCUCGGCAGCAAGAUGCCCAACUGCGUCUUUCUGUCGGACAGCCUGAACCACGCCUCGAUGAUCCAGGGUAUCCGUCACUCUGGUGCAAAGAGGAUGGUUUUCAAGCACAACGAUGUCGCUGAUCUCGAGGCUAAGCUGGCUUCGAUCCCCGCCGAAUAUCCCAAGAUCAUUGCUUUCGAGAGUGUAUACAGCAUGUGCGGCUCUAUCGGCCCCAUUGAGGAGAUUUGCGACCUUGCAGAGAAGUACGGCGCAAUCACGUUCUUAGAUGAGGUGCACGCCGUUGGCAUGUACGGAUCUCACGGUGCCGGUGUCGCAGAGCACCUCGAUUAUGAAGCCCACAAGGCCGGCAAGCCCCAAGGCACAAUCAUGGACCGCAUUGAUAUAAUCACCGGGACGCUUGCAAAGGCUUACGGCUGUGUUGGCGGCUACAUUGCCGGUUCUGCCAAGUUUGUCGACACUAUCAGGUCCCUUGCGCCUGGCUUCAUCUUCACCACCUCGCUCCCACCUGCGACCAUGGCCGGCGCAAAGGCUGCGAUCGAGUACCAAUCGAACUACCCGGGUGACAGGCGCCUCCAGCAGCUGCACACCCGUGCGGUCAAGGACGAGUUGAACGCUCGCGAUAUUCCGGUUAUUCCCAACCCUAGCCACAUCGUGCCCGUUUUGGUUGGAAACGCCGAGAUUGCGAAGAAGGCAUCUGAUCUGCUCCUCGAGGAUUGGGGCAUUUACGUUCAGGCGAUCAACUACCCCACCGUUCCUGUCGGCCAGGAGCGUCUCCGUGUCACGCCUACUCCCGGUCACGUACGCGAGUACCGCGAGCAUCUGGUCGAGGCUUUCGAUGCCGUCUGGAAGCAGCUGGGCAUCAAGCGCACCAGUGAGUGGGCUGCUGAGGGUGGCUUCAUCGGCGUUGGCGAGGCUGGUAAGGCCGAGGAGCUCCCUCUGUGGACUGACGAGCAGCUCGGCAUUGAUACUGUCCUGAAGGAGAUGAAGGCUGGCCAGGGUGCUGUUGGUGUCCUGGAGGCUGUUCUUGAGAACGAGCGCAAGGCCACAGCUCAGGCUGUCAGUGCUGCUGCUUAAGCGUGCACAGCUGAGUAGUCAACAUUGGGUUGGGUCUGGUCGCUCCUUCACUUUUGAGACCUAGGAUAGUUUCGCGAUUCUGGCAGUCGAAUUGAUUCUCUAUCUUCCUGCCAAACACAUUCUCCCACUUGUACUAGACGUGAUUAGUGUUUACCCUGUGACAAC